UUACAAUACAUCUAUCAUCCUUGUUAUCUGUUUUAAAUCGAUUUGCAGAACUUUUUAAUAUAAUUUUUACAAUAUCUAUUACCUUAGGAAGUUUGUUUUAUAAUAUACAAUGGGAAAGACCUCAAAAGAUAAAAGAGAUAUAUAUUAUCGUUUAGCGAAAGAAGAGGGAUGGCGUGCUAGAAGCGCAUUUAAAUUGCUACAGAUCGAUGAAAAAUUUCACAUAUUGAAAGAUGUAACACGAGCCGUUGACUUAUGUGCUGCGCCGGGCAGUUGGACCCAAGUACUUUCAAAACGUCUCUACGAGAAUCGCACUGACAACGAGGAGGUAAAAAUCAUAGCCGUGGAUUUACAAGCUAUGGCACCCUUGCCUGGUGUUACACAGAUCCAAGGCGAUAUAACUAAAUUAAGUACGGCGCAGGCCAUAAUUGAUCAUUUCGGCGGUGAAUCACAAAAGGCACAAUUAGUUAUAUGUGAUGGAGCACCUGAUGUUACCGGUCUUCACGAUAUCGACGAAUACAUCCAGAGUCAGUUGCUAUUAGCUGCACUUAGUAUUACCACACACGUGUUGAUGACAGGUGGAAAUUUCAUUGCCAAGAUUUUUCGCGGUAAAGACACAAAUUUGCUAUAUUCCCAACUACGUAUUUUCUUUGAGAAAGUAUCCAUAGCCAAACCAGCUAGCUCAAGAAAUUCUAGUAUUGAAGCGUUUGUAGUGUGUCAAAAUUAUCGUUGCCCAGACGGUUAUAUUCCACAAAUGAUAAACCCAAUGGUUGAUAACGUACAAGUAAUAGUAGAUGAAACAAACUCGAGUGUAAAUCACAAACUUAUUCCGUUUGUUGUGUGCGGCGAUAUGCGUGGAUUCGAUUCAGAUAUGUCGUACAGUUUAAAUCUCAACGAAGACUCGGAAUACACAUAUAAGGAGGUAGUACAAAAACCUAUUUCUCCAGCUUACAAGGAAAUUUUAGAAAAACUUAAAAAUUGUUCGAUCAAACAUUCAGCCAUAACUGUUAAACAUGAAGAUGAAGAGAAAUAAAGCUAUGAAUGUUUCAUUCUAAAAA
Messenger RNA from Bactrocera tryoni, 1055 nucleotides. RefSeq names its product putative tRNA (cytidine(32)/guanosine(34)-2'-O)-methyltransferase 1 (gene Trm7-32). Bases 110 to 1030 code for a protein of 306 amino acids. The transcript has 3 exons. Gene Ontology annotation, molecular function: tRNA methyltransferase activity. Gene Ontology annotation, biological process: cytoplasmic translation; tRNA methylation. NCBI's taxonomy places the organism in Eukaryota, Metazoa, Arthropoda, Insecta, Diptera, Tephritidae. The record is from RefSeq and is a predicted model, not a curated record. Gene Ontology annotation, cellular component: cytoplasm.